Menidia menidia (Atlantic silverside) is the source of this 1359-nucleotide messenger RNA. Lineage: Eukaryota; Metazoa; Chordata; Actinopteri; Atheriniformes; Atherinopsidae. The record is from the annotation of a GenBank genome assembly.
UUACAUAGCAACAGUCAACGCUCUGAUGGAAGCUAGCUAGCGUGCCGUUUGGGCCAAGGGCAGCAAUGAUAGCCGAUGACGAUCUGGAUGAACUGCUGGAUGAAGUGGAAAAAAAGUUUUGUCGUAACGUUUCUGUGGCGUGUUCAGUCCCUGAAGCGUCAAACAAGGCUGUAAAAUGUGGUAAAGAGGAGCAGAAUAAAUAUGGUGCUUCAAAACAUGAGAAACCAAUAAGCAGCAUUUCGGAGGAUAUCGAUGCCCUUCUGGAAGAAUUACUGGACGACGAUGGCAGUGAUUCCCUCAAAUCAAAGCCUGACCAGUUUGAUAAGGAACAUCAAGAUGAAAAGAAGCUGCCAGGCCCAUCUGGAAGAAAGUGCUGUCCUGUUUUCCUGGGAGGCAGCUCAGUCAUAAAUGGCAUUGGAACAGCCACAUCAAAGAGGUCAUGUGAUCAGCUGCGGUGUAUAUCAUGUGACUUCCGGGUGCUGAUGUUUGAUGAUUGUGAGUGGGACCCCUCGUGUGACUACCUGUUCUUAAGGAACAACAUGCCAGACCGUCAGAAGCUCAGAACCAAGUUGAGGAAGAGGAGGGGCUUGCGGGCGUACGCCUGCCAGUGCAGCUGGUUGUCCAUGUCAGAGCCGGCAGACGUCAGGGAGCAACCUCAGCUCAGAUGGGUCUGUGGCAAACACCAGGACUGACGUCUGUUAGGCUGCCCACCAGGGGACCAAAGCACACAAUUCUCCCUCUGACUGUUAAGCAUUUAACAGAUCUUUCACCAUCUUUUAGGCCAUGAAGACUCUAUUGAAAUCUUGUUGUUGAUAAAAGUGGUUCAAAGGUCAUGUACCCACAGGUUAUGUGUUUUGUAAAUUAUCCUUUGAUAGGAUGGUCCCCAGUCUGUCCUUUGAGACAUCAGAUGUGGAGUUUGUUCUGUAAGUGAGGUGGACUCAGCUACGGGAACAUUAUUCAGUGGUAUAACAAGCUGUUUUGUACCACCUGCGAAUCAUUGAUUGAUAACUUUUCUUUGUAAAAUGACCCUUUGCUGAGCAAUCACCUGAACUCAUUUAAAGCCGCGUGAAGUUGAGCCACAGAUUCAGUCAAUUAUGCUCCCCAAUUCAAAUGUAUGAUGAAAUAUAACAUGAUAUUCGUUAGAAACACUUUUACGAUAAAACAAAGAUUCAGAUCAUAUGGAAAGACAUUUUCAAAUAUUUGCUGUUUCGCGUUGGCACACGUGGUUUAAGAUUAUGCUGUAAAAUUGCAAUUGUAACUGCCAUGUAUUGUUGUCUAAGUCAGUGACUUCUCCAGAUGUCUGUUAUAUAAACUUUUUUUAAUUCCCAGAUGUUUGUCUUCAAACAAUUUCAUUGUUAA